UUUGAAGCCCCACACAAGAAGUCCAAACUCCAAACUCCAAAGAGAGGGUGAGACAAGUUUGCUGGGACAACAUCUUGGGUACCACAGAAUGAAUUUCUCAAUCUGAAAUAUUUUCAACUAGGGACAGCCAUAAAGCAAGCCAAACAGACUAAUCAAUCAGGUUUCUUCAUUGAGAAGGAGAAAAGAAAGAGAUAGAGACACCCCAUGAAAGAUAAAAAGUUGCAAAGAGGAUCAUAUCUGAGAAAAAGACUGGACCCUCUUGUGCCAACUUACAACAUAGAUUAGAUAUAUAGACUCCUAUUUAUCCCAAACACAUACAACUAUAAGGUAAACAAACACACAUGACACCUUAUACAUAGCACUUUACAAAUUCUUCAGCUCUAGUAUAAUCCAUGCUAGAGCAAUUGCAACACCAAUUUUUGUUCAUGUAAAUUCAAUUUGAGUUAUAACAAGGUUUCGGCUUCAGGGAAGAUGAUAAUGGUCUAAAAAUAGCCUUGCAUGGCGAGCCACAGAAUUGGAGAACUUGGUUUGUCUGAGUCAGGACCUUCAAGUCACCACCACAUCCCUUAUGGAGUGCUUCAUGGGAUUAACACUUCUGCAUCAAGUUUAAUCAAUCAAGGAUCUGCUUUUGAUUUUGGGGAGCUGGAAGAAGCAAUUGUUCUGCAUGGAGUUAAGGGUGGAAAUGAUGAGAGCAAAGCAUCUUUAUUCACAGGCAGACCUGCAGCUACACUGGAAAUGUUCCCUUCAUGGCCAAUGAGAUUCCAGCAAACCCCAAGAGGCGGUUCAAAGUCAGGAGGUGAAAGCACUGACUCAGCCCUUUCAAGCAAAACGGAGCCCCCCUUUGAGGCAGAAUCUCCAAUAAGUAAAAAGGCAUCUUGUUCAGAUCAUCAGGCUUUUUUUGAUCUGCAGCAACUUCGACAGGAGAUGGCAAGUGAUGCCCCAAGAACAGCCUCUACACAGAAUCAAUCAGCAGCCAAAUCACCUCAAGAAAAGAGAAAGGGAGCUGGUUCUACAUCAGAGAAACCACUUGAUGCAAAGACUUUGAGACGUUUAGCUCAAAACAGAGAGGCUGCAAGGAAAAGCCGUCUCAGGAAAAAGGCUUAUGUGCAGCAGCUAGAGUCAAGUAGAUUAAAGCUUACCCAGCUAGAACAAGAACUUCAAAGAGCACGCUCUCAGGGCUUGUUUGUGGAUUGUGGUGGUGUUGGAAGUAAUGUAAGCUCCGCAGGAGCCGCAAUGUUUGACAUGGAAUAUGCAAGAUGGUUAGAAGAAGAACAGCGUCUGAUGGGGGAGCUGCGAAACGGGUUGCAGGCACCAUUGUCAGAUAGUGAUAUGAGAGUUAUGGUGGAUGGAUAUCUUUCACACUAUGAUGACAUUUUCAGGCUCAAAGCUGUUACUGCUAAAUCUGAUGUUUUCCACCUUAUCAAUGGCAUGUGGACUUCCCAAGCUGAACGCUGCUUCCUCUGGAUUGGUGGUUUUAGACCCUCUGAUCUCAUCACGAUGCUGAUCCAACAGUUGGAGCCACUAGCUGAGCAACAGAUAAUGGGUAUGUAUGGGCUGAGACAUUCAUCACAGCAAGCAGAAGAAGCUCUAUCUCAGGGCCUUGAGCAGUUGCAACAGUCUCUGGUGGACACAAUAGCUGGAGGCCCAGUCGUUGAUGGUGUGCAACAAAUGGUUGUUGCUAUGGGCAAACUCGCCAAUCUUGAAGGAUUUGUUCGCCAGGCUGAUAAUUUGAGGCAACAGACUCUUCAUCAGUUAUGUCGAUUACUGACAGUUCGUCAAGCAGCACGCUGCUUUAUUGUCAUUGGAGAAUACUAUGCACGUCUUCGUGCCCUUAGUUCUCUUUGGGCAUCAAGACCUAGAGAGACCUUGAUUAGCGACGACAACUCAUGCCAAACAACUACGGAAAUGCAAAUAGUCCAACAUUCUCAGAAUCAUUUCUCAAGUUUCUGAGAGAUGUAAUUAAACCACAUAUUUAGCCUGAAAGAAGUUGCUGCUGCUGCUGCUGUUAGUGGAUUUCGUCAGCGACUUCUAGAAGAAAAAUAUUUAUUUUAUUUUUCUUUUCAAUUAUGCUCCCUUGUGUCUCUAUGUUUUAUUGUAAAUGUAAAUUUAGUUUUUAUGUGCAUGAUGAGGAAGCUCCUACUUUAGCUAAAGAGAAAUACAAAAAGAAAAAAAAAAGAAGUUUAUGAGAUGGUGCAUGUGGAUGUAAAUAGGAAGCUCCUACUUGCUUCUUUUUCUUCUAACUUUCAAAACUUUUAAUGUAUUAAUUUACAUAUGUAUACCUCACAUAUUGGUUAA
Molecule: messenger RNA, 2295 nt
Organism: Cajanus cajan (pigeon pea)
Lineage: Eukaryota; Viridiplantae; Streptophyta; Magnoliopsida; Fabales; Fabaceae
Source: RefSeq, a predicted model, not a curated record